Molecule: messenger RNA, 414 nt
Organism: Parathielavia appendiculata
Lineage: Eukaryota; Fungi; Ascomycota; Sordariomycetes; Sordariales; Chaetomiaceae
Exons: 1
Coding region: 1-414 (137 amino acids)
Source: RefSeq, a predicted model, not a curated record
AUGAUUGUCGACCACAGGAUCGCCGGCCACAUUGUCGACGAUGAGAUCCAUCACUACGUCGUCAAGCCGCUGCAGGCCGGCGCACGCCUGACGGCCAUCUUCGACAGCUGCCACUCGGCUCCAUCCCUGGACCUGCCCUACCUCUACAGCACCAAGGGUGUGCUCAAGGAGCCCAACCUGGCCAAGGAGGCCGGCAAGGGGAUAAUCCAGGCCGUCGGCCACUACGCCCGCGGCAACGUGGCCGGCGUCGCCACCACACUCUUUGGCUUUGCCAAGACGGUCUUGAAGGGCAACGGCGCCUACGAGCACUCGAAGCGGACCAAGACAUCUCCCGCCGACGUUGUUAUGUGGAGUGGGUGCAAGGCGUCCAGACGUCGUGAGUACAGCAGUCACAACGUCGUAAGAUUGGGGUAA